This is a messenger RNA of Racocetra fulgida, 198 nucleotides long. The record is from the annotation of a GenBank genome assembly. NCBI's taxonomy places the organism in Eukaryota, Fungi, Glomeromycota, Glomeromycetes, Diversisporales, Gigasporaceae.
GAAAAAACAACUUUGUUGGGAGAAUGGAAUUGGUGUUUAAACUCACACGACACCCGUCUCCGUUUGGAGGUACGCCCUCAUUUGUGCAAUCCUUCUCCUUUUGGAGAGGCUGAGAACGCUGCCACCUGGGAAAAAAUGACUUUGUUGGGAGCAUGGAAUUGUUGUUUAAACUCACACGACACCCGUCUCCGUUUGGAG